AUGGAGCGUGUCUUUAGUGAGGCGCUCGGCUUCGGUGGCGGCAAACCACGUCGAGAUGUGCAGUGCUUCCGCUGCCAGCAGAUUGGCCACGUGGCUAAAUACUGCCGGCGCAACCAAGUGGUGGGCAUGAAGCCGCACGACACCCGCGACUGCACAAAGCCGCGUGACGUAGCGCCGAAGUGCGCAAACUGCGGAGGAAAGCACGUCGCGAGCUUUCGUGGCUGCAGUUUCAUUGCUAACUGGGAUCACGGAGGCAACAAGAAGAGGAAGAGGAAGAGACGAAGAAACCGUUCCGACCGCCGGCCAGCGCCUGCGGCAGGAACAGACCAGAAGCACCAGGGGGCACCUCCGCCCCCCGAAAGACGCCGCCAUGACGACGCUGUGCCGCACAACAAGCUUCGUGCGGACACAGAAGACGCCAUAUCGGACAUCAAAGCCGCAUUCGCGGCAGAGAGGACCGCCCGACGAGACGAACUGGCCGCGGCACACAGGGAAAUCCAGCGGCUGCGGGCUGAAGCGGCUUCUGCCACCAAAGCCUUGCGGCUCACCCCACUUGCUCCACCCCCAUCGGGGCGGGAGCCCAUAGAGAAAAUGGACGCAAUGGAAACGGACCCAGAUCCAGCACCGCCGCUUCCCAAGAAAAAGUCGGCGGUGCGGAUCUCCAAGGACUUGGAAAGGUUGCUUGCAUUGGCCGCCUCCGAAAAGGUCGAGGCUGGCACCAAGGAAAACGCAGCCCCGGUCUCCGACGAAGAACAGAAGAAGGCUGUUUCACGAUAG
Messenger RNA from Schistocerca gregaria, 777 nucleotides. RefSeq lists its product as uncharacterized. The transcript has a single exon. Gene Ontology annotation, molecular function: nucleic acid binding; zinc ion binding. The coding region runs from base 1 to 777 and encodes 258 amino acids. The record is from RefSeq and is a predicted model, not a curated record. Lineage: Eukaryota; Metazoa; Arthropoda; Insecta; Orthoptera; Acrididae.